Molecule: messenger RNA, 1656 nt
Organism: Symbiodinium sp. CCMP2456
Lineage: Eukaryota; Dinophyceae; Suessiales; Symbiodiniaceae
Source: the annotation of a GenBank genome assembly
AUGCACGACCCACGCCCCCCCGUGAAGCCCGGCAAACAGGCGCUUCUCGCAUCACGAAUCGGUUCUCCGAUCCGGGACGGAGCAAGGAUUCUUCUACAGCAUUAUUCCAAGAGCUGCAAGCUUGACACGUCAAAAGACGUGGUGGUGAACACUUCUCUGAGCUUUCUGCGGCACGGAAACGGCCUGGCUGACGCUGUGGCCUUUGCUAAAGGAGAUGCCAUCGCUGUUGCUUGGACAGUGGAUGGCAGCCUCUACCUCACCAUUUGCGAGGCCUCCGCCUUCCAUUUCCUCGGUGGAGCCGCUGACGCAUGUUCGGCGCCCUUGCUGGUGGCGUCGGCGACGCAAGGAGGCGUCUUGAGCCCAGGAGGUGUGCGACUUACUGCAGCAGAGCCAGCAUCAGGAGCCUCAGGAGCUGGGCGAGGUGUUCUGCUGGCUUUCAGCACGUGGGAGGAGGAUGGCUGGGGUGUCAGCACCCGAAUUUGUGAUCUCAGUGGCUGUGGCCAGCCUUUGGACUUGCCGCGGCAAGCGAGCCAGUGGCUGCCAGAGCUGGCUUGGUGCAACGACUCUCUUUGGGCACUCUGGCUGGGAAAUGCCACCGGGCAAGGAUCCAGCAGCGGUCCUUUCCGGCGUUUCUUGGGCACUUCCCGAGCCUGGAGCGCAGCAGUUCCUGUGGACCUCCAUGCCGACAACGGCAUCAGUGCUGCCGCCACGUGCCGCGGGGAGGAGGUUGUUUCACUGUGGCUUGAGAGCGGCGGCGCAGAGGUGAGAUGGAACUACUCCAAAGCACCCGCAACCGCCGCAACUGCGAGCUUCCGGAAGCUCUCGGCCACGACAAACCGUGGGCGUCUGCUCGUCAGUGGGGCCCCCGGCUUGGGCCUCGGAAGGGUGGCCGUGGUGGCGAAGAGUGGUCUGAUGCUCCUCCUCAGCAACUCCCCGAGCGGCAAGCUGCAGGUCCAAGCGCUGGACUACGCGUCUCCUCGUGGGCCACUUCUUUACCCCAUGCACGACAUCGCCCUGGCGGCCCAGGACGUACAAGUCUCCAUGGACUGCGCAGGCUCUGACGUGGAGUGCGACGGGGCGCUGAUCUGCUGGUACUUCGGAGGCGACCUGCACACCGAGCCGAGCUCUCACUGCAGCUACCGAGGCUUGGCGUCGCUGAGAGAAGCGGAAGGCCUGGGCACCGCAGGACAGUUCAUCAUUCUUGUCCUGUUUGCUUUGCUCUCGCUGAUGUGCGUGCUGAAGCAGUGCGCCUCUCAGGGUGCCUUCGGGCGCAAUCGCGCCCUCCUGCAAGCGCGGCACGAAGCCCAGGAGGAGCUGCAACAACGUCGACAAGAGCGAGCAGCUGCCCAGGCUCGAACGCAGGAGCUCCGCACGCAGUUGGCGCAGAUCCCGCUUGUUCCGCUGGCAGGGGCGGCCCCAGGUUCAAACGAGCUGUCGUGUCACGGGAACACCGGGAACACUGCACACGGGAGCUCUACGUCGGCCUCGUCCUCUUCGGUUUGCCCCAUCUGCCAGAACGAGGUGCUCGUCCGGGUGGCCCUGCAGAGGUGUGGGCACACCGCCUGUCGGGACUGUACCACCCGACUCGUGGACCUGGCUCAGCCUUGCCACAUUUGCCGCUCUCCCAUCGAGGGCGUCCUGCCCGUCUACCUCUAG